Messenger RNA from Aspergillus glaucus CBS 516.65, 1419 nucleotides. Its product is annotated as F1F0 ATP synthase subunit gamma. The record is from RefSeq and is a predicted model, not a curated record. Gene Ontology annotation, molecular function: proton-transporting ATP synthase activity, rotational mechanism. Gene Ontology annotation, biological process: proton motive force-driven ATP synthesis. The coding region runs from base 358 to 1101 and encodes 247 amino acids. Lineage: Eukaryota; Fungi; Ascomycota; Eurotiomycetes; Eurotiales; Aspergillaceae. The transcript is spliced from 5 exons.
UCCAUUGACAAUGUUCUCCCGCGCCGCUGUUCGCCCGGCCGUCAAGGCCGGCAGUGCCGUUCUCUCCCGGUAGGUCGUCGAACCUUUCUUCCGCUUGUCCACCACCACCCACCAUCACCACCAACACCACCAAUUACCCCCCCAUGUCGUUCACACAUACCACCCCAAUCACUCUGCUGGAACCGAAUUUAUAUGGGGAGGAACAAUUGGGCUAUUGCACUGGAUAGGAAUGGUCAAGAAUAAUAUGGCUAAUUAUCUAGAAGCACUGCGCCCGCCAACGCCGCCAACUUCGCGACUCUGCGUGAAAUUGAGGGCCGUCUCAAGUCGAUUAAGAACAUCGAGAAGAUCACCAAAACCAUGAAGAUCGUUGCCUCGACUCGUCUUACUCGUGCCCAGAAGGCCAUGGACGAAUCGCGUGUCUAUGGUAAAACCUCCAACACCGUCUUCGAGAACGCCGAAACCAAGCCCCUCGAGGACAAGAAGACUUUGAUCGUCGUCGCCAGCUCCGACAAGGGUCUCUGUGGUGGUAUCCACUCCGGUCUGGCCAAGGCUACCCGCCGUAUCCUCCAGGAGAACCCUAACGCCGAGAUCGUUGUGCUCGGAGAGAAGGCCAAGGCUCAGCUGGCCCGUACCAACUCCGAGGACGUCGUCCUGAGCUUCAGCAACGUCUGCAAGGACAUCCCCACCUUCGCUGAUGCCCAGGCCAUCGCCGACCAGAUCGCUCUGCUGCCUGGCGAGUACGCUAGCGUCAAGGUUCUGUUCAACUCCUUCGUCAACGCCCAGAGCUACGAGCCCCAGACCAUUGAUGCCUUCUCUGAGGAGGCUAUCACUCAGUCCCCCAAUAUCUCUGCUUUCGAGGUUAACGACGAGGUCUUGACCAACCUCCGUGAAUACUCCCUUGCCAACAACCUGUUCUGGGCUAUGGCUGAAGGCCACGCCUGCGAAAUCUCGGCUCGUCGUAACGCAAUGGAGAACGCCUCGAAGAACGCUGGUGAGAUGAUCAACAAGUUCCAGAUCUUGUACAACCGUCAGCGUCAAGCCGCCAUUACCGGUGAACUGGUUGAAAUUAUUACCGGUGCCACCGCCAGUGCUGACAUGUAGAAGCUGUCAUGAUGCUUCUGUGGAGAAAAGUCGCCAUGUGUGUAGACUUAUCCGUGAAUACCUAGACUUGUUCCACCAUGUAAAAUCAGACGAAUUUACAAUUUCUUUUGUUCUCCUUGAUGUGGAUUUUGUGGGUAUUCUGGUGGAAAUGGCUCUAUGCUGGUCCAGCCCUAUGUUCCAAUAUAUCCAGUUUCGAUGUAAAAAGAUAAAAAUUCAAUGAAGACCCAUGUAUAUAUGCUAUUGAAUGCCAUUUAAAUUCACAAGCCAGGCAGUCUUGCAGGGCAUUCACUGUCCACUUGACUCCUCUUUAUUCCCCCG